Molecule: messenger RNA, 1056 nt
Organism: Phytomonas sp. Hart1
Lineage: Eukaryota; Euglenozoa; Kinetoplastea; Trypanosomatida; Trypanosomatidae
Source: the annotation of a GenBank genome assembly
AUGUGUUUUAAACGCUGCUUUCUCUCACGCUCUGCCUAUAAUGAACUGUUGGUUGUGGGUAGCCGUUGGAGGCGUUUUCUUGCCAAGCCCUCCCCCCAGGACUUGGACUCGUCCUCUACAAACCCCAAACUCGUCACCUCUCAAGUAACUAUUAUUCCCACACUACAUAUUGCAAGCAUAAAGUUUUACGAUCAGGUGCUCGACUACUUGCGCAUCGCUGUCCAGCGUAAUAAGAAUACUGUUAUUUUCCUCGAGGGUAUAUGUGAUAGUUGCGAGGCUCAGCAAGCUCAGAUGCGGGAGUAUCAUGAAAUUGUGCAAAAUAAAUCCCUACAGGAAGCGAUUGUGUUGAAAGCAAACCAAAAUAACCUGUACACCGAGAAUACCAUGCGAGAUAUCUGUGAGGAACUUUCGGUGGAUUACGAUACCCUGCUCCGCUAUACGAACGAGGUACGGCUGCAGGAAUGCUACCUGAAACCAAAAAUUGCGGCGUAUUGCGGGCUCAAUUUAUGCAACACGGUCGAUCUGGAUAUGGGGAAAGUGCAAGCGUUGCUGCAGGAUGAGGCAAUCCGCCUGAGCACCUUGGGCGAAUCCCUGCCCUCUAGUGUUUCUGUGACAGAAAUUGGGUCGUUCCCCGUUAUUCGCAAGAAUCGUGAACGUAGGGUGGCCCAACUGGCCCGCAUGCAAUGCAAGCAAUGGUAUCAGGAUGGUAUCGAAAGUGAAGUGAUUAUACCCUGGGGAUACUUCCACUCAGAAGCUAUUAUUCACAACAUAAUUGAGGGAAAUGCGGACCCAAUAGAUCAAGAUUCCACUAAUCAGGUUGAUGUAUCAGUCAGCCGAGGCAGUAGUACAAGUGAACCUGGUAAAAUAGAGUCAAAUCUUGAUGAAAAUACUUCUGGUACGGCUAGUAAUCUUUCCAGAAGCAAAAAAAGCACACCAGUAUCGGCAUCCCCUGAUAAGCCCACUUUAGUGUUUGUUGAGGCUGAUGAACUUGUCGCUAAGGUCCCUUUUGGACUCCCGAAAGACCUUGUUGAGAUAAAGACAGACACGAACAGCUGA